UGUAAACUGGGUGAAUUUACGAACAAACUAUAUUUGGUGAUUUAAACGUAUAUCUUUUCAUGAAAAAACUAUGGGAGGGGGUUUAACUGGUUUUAAUAUAAGCACGAUGUCUACCGCUGUCAGUGAUGCCUCGAAGGUGAACGGGGAAGCAGCAGCUUCAUUCUCUGGCUGUAUCAUGGUGAUAUUGGCUGUUCUUAUGGUCAUAGUGGCUACAGUCACUGUGUUGGGGAAUGCUCUGGUUAUUCUGGGUUUUAUUGUGGAUAAGAGCCUUAGAAACCAAAGCAAUUAUUUCUUCCUUAAUUUGGCCAUUUCGGACUUCUUAGUAGGUGCCUUCUGCAUCCCAGUAUACAUCCCUUAUAUACUGACUGGGCGAUGGAUGUUUGGGAGAAGCCUUUGCAAACUCUGGUUGGUGAUGGAUUACCUCCUAUGUACUGCCUCAGUCUUCAAUAUAGUCCUGAUAAGCUACGACCGAUUCCUUUCUGUUACUAGAGCUGUUACAUACAGAGCCCAGCAAACAAUGACCAAGCAUGCUAUUACCAAGAUGGUUGCUGUGUGGGUGUUAGCAUUUCUCCUUUAUGGUCCUGCUAUAAUCUUCUGGGAGUUUAUUGUAGGAAAAAGCAAUGUUCCCGGGGAAGAAUGCUAUGCUGAGUUCUACUAUACUUGGUAUUUCCUGCUUAGUGCAUCAACAUUUGAGUUUUUUGCACCUUUCAUCAGUGUGACCUUUUUCAAUUUAAGUAUCUACAUGAACAUCAGAAAAAGAAACAAAAACAAAUUACAAUCAGUGAAUGAAGGAAAUGGCCACUUGCGAAGCCGACAGGAUGAAGAGCAGCUGGGUUCAGUGUUUUUUGUGAAAACAAGCAAAACUUCUCUGAGCGAGCCAGUGGCUGAUGCUGUGGUGACAGAGGAGGAGGACACAUCACCUUCCACCAGCAACACCUUUGCCUUCAAAAAGAAGAGGGGGUCAUGCACUUCAAAGUGCAUAAAUGUCGACGCUUCCACAUCAGACGGACGGUUCGACACUGUGUCACAGAAACUCACCCCACAUUUCAGACUGUCCAGGGAUAAGAAAAUUGCAAAGUCUCUUGCCAUCAUAGUGUGCAUUUUUGGCAUAUGUUGGGCUCCAUAUACGCUGUUGAUGAUCAUCCGAGCAGCCUGUAGUGGACGCUGCGUGCAGUACCACUGGUACGAAAUCACCUUUUGGCUCUUGUGGCUGAAUUCAGCCAUUAACCCGUUUCUGUAUCCUCUCUGCCACAGCAGUUUUAGAAGAGCCUUUGCAAAGAUACUGUGCCCAAAACGACAGUCUAUAGAGCCAAAUUGAACCACAACCCUGUCAGUUACACUGGAAAAUACAAGCAACCAGACCAACUCCUCUGGGAACCACUAUACAAACCACCAGACCAACUCCAUUGGGAACCACUAUACAAACCAUGGCAGCUUUGUGUAACUUAGUAUUUUUGGAAAUGUUGGUAAUUUUGAAAUCGGUUCAUGAACCCAACAGUAUCUUGAAACAGUGGUAAAGAUGCAGUAUAUGUUUUGCUUGUUGUACAGCCUUGUACUUGUUUCUUACUGUACUGCUUGCUAAUCAUCUAAAGUAACUCCAGCACUUGAAUGUUGCCAGUUCUUGGUCAAAUGUAGUUUUAAUAAGAAAAUGCAUAGUUGUGGUAUACAGUAUUCAUUUGUAAUUAUAUUGUUUGUUUUUUAAAUAUUUUCUAUUAAAAUGAAUGUAUUUUGCACUGAUGUGUUUUACAAUAAUAGUAGCACUGCAAAAAUAUAUAUCAUAGACAAAAAUAAUUGUAAAAUAAAGGUGUAAGUGUUAUGAUUGGUUUGUUUUGUCAUACAAUCAAUUUUUCGAUAAAACCAAAAUGAAACUUUGUAGCCAGGGAACAGGAACAUACCAUUAUUAUACACAUUUUUU
Molecule: messenger RNA, 1915 nt
Organism: Acipenser ruthenus (sterlet)
Lineage: Eukaryota; Metazoa; Chordata; Actinopteri; Acipenseriformes; Acipenseridae
Product: histamine H3 receptor-like
Exons: 3
Coding region: 71-1318 (415 amino acids)
Biological process (GO): adenylate cyclase-activating adrenergic receptor signaling pathway
Cellular component (GO): membrane
Molecular function (GO): histamine receptor activity
Source: RefSeq, a predicted model, not a curated record